Molecule: messenger RNA, 8185 nt
Organism: Linum trigynum
Lineage: Eukaryota; Viridiplantae; Streptophyta; Magnoliopsida; Malpighiales; Linaceae
Source: the annotation of a GenBank genome assembly
GUCAAUUGUGUUGCCCGAGUAUAAUUGGAGCUCCUGCACUAUUGUAGUUGAGACUUGGAAUGGAUCUGAGACUCUUCUUGCACCAUAAAUGCGAGCACAUCUCUCACGCCAAAUAUAUGCACAACACAUCGUCCAUAACAAUCUGCCAAUCUUAGCUUUCGAUCUUGUACCUGACCAUCUUUGCGUCACCCAGAUCAACUGAGAACACCAGUCCUGGAAAGGAGGCCACCUGCAGACCUUCCUUAACACUGUCUGGAAAAUCUCAGUGCUAUAAGAACACAAAGAGAAUAGGUGAUCUCGACUUUCAAAACCACCAGGACAAAGCACACAACAACUCUCACCUGCUAACCCCCAACUUUCAAGCUUGUCUUUCGUUACAAUUCUAUCCAAAAUUAUCAACCAUACCAGCAGACUAUGCUUUGGGAUAAAAGGCUUACCCUACAAAAUAGGACACCACUCAAUAGUGGGGGAUGGGACACGAAUGGAAGACCAUAUCAACUUAACAGAAUAUUUAAUCAGUGAGUGCCCAUCCCAAGCAAGAGUAUUACCUGCCCCAGAGAUAUGAGACUGAGCAAUCCCUCUGCACUUGAGUAUUUUCUUCCAAAACCACAUGUGAUAUAUUUAUAAAAGAUUCAAAAUUCGAAACAAGCUCUUCUCAUGAAACCGAAUUGAUCUAUUUUGGGGCUUAACAAUUUCAAUUAACAAAAAACCAUUAAGAUUUCUUAAUAGUUCGGUUUGGUUUCAAGAAACCAAAAAACAAAUGUAUGUGCAUGGGUGUUUGUGUAUUGAUGCUUCGCUUUCUUAUCGAUUUUUUAUUUUAACCAGACUGGAACUGGUAAGUGCAUACAGUUUGAGACCUAUACCAAAAAUCGACAAGAAAACCUUAUGAUUCAGUUUUGGUUCAAACUGAAACUGAAAUAUCAACCCUACAUACAACACAUUUGACAUAUUCGUACAAAUUAUUUGGAGUUUUUACAUUUAGUACGUGUUGCAUAUAUUCUUAACAGGUGUUGUGAAUAUUUUUAAUAAGUAUUAUGAACACUCUCACUGAAUAUAGAUUGUGAAUAGUCUUGAUGAGUGUCAUGAAUACACAUACUAUAUUGUAUCUAUAUUAUUCGUAGAAACUUUACGAAACACAUAUUUGAAAUAUAUCGAAAAUAAUCUUAUUAGAUGACAAUAGAGUCGCAGGGAGCAAUAACUUUCCACAAGUAACUCCAAAAUUGCAAUGACAUAAUCUUUCGGUUCUGCCCACAAGUCGUUGAAGGGAAAUGAUUCUCAUAUAUAUGACCUAUGAAAGAAAAACUGAAUUUUUAUUUGACGCCCUAAAUUUUCAAAUUUAUCACCCUAAACUAUAAUGACCGAACAAUUUUUCCCAUGACAAAAAAACCCUGCCAGCCUUCCAGGUAAGGUUAAUGCGAGGCAAACGGACUAGCUAGUGAGGUUGAGCCCGAUCUGGGUAUAUAAAGGAGGUUGAGCCAAAGGAGAAAAAGGGAGAGACCUUGUGUGAGAAACUUCUUCUUCUUCUUCUUCAGAUUUCUAGACUAGAUAGUGUUUCCUAGCAGCCUAGCUUAGAAAUAUUAACAUUAUUGUGACCUCCUUCACUCUUGGGCUCUAAAGAACUUGAUUAAUGCAGAAUGGUAGAAAGAAGGUAAAUGGUGAAUGAUGGUAACUAUGUUGGGUUUGGAACUGUGGGACCUUGUAUUGAAUACUUCCAUCACGGCACCACCUAAAAGGCAUUUUUCCCAUGUCCAAGACCCUAGCCAGUCAUCUGAAUCCGUGUCUAAGACCUCCUGACUAGUUAGUGGUGAAGAGAUGUUAGGAAUUGAGAGAGUAAGCAUGCACAUUUUUUGCAUCAAAUUGUCCUGACCCCAUUGGUCGAGAGUGAGCGAUUCAUUUCCUUAUAUUCUUUACGUUCUUUACCCCGGUGAGGAUCUAGAUUGCUCGGUCUUGAUUCUGAUGUCUUGAAUUUUAUGCAUGAGGUGACUGUCUUGAAUAAGUGGUUGAUUCAAGUCUAAGUUGGUUGGUGAACAGAAGGGUGACUCUUCCUUUAACCAAUUUUGCUGCACUCGAAUGUCAUCUAUGGUGGUUUUCUAGGUUGCUAUUGAUGUUCUUCAUGUAUUGAUGUCUAAAAGCUAGUAUGAUUCACGUGUUUUGUGCCUAUAUGAUGUGUCCCCAAGUUUGCAUGAUGAAAUUGUUUUGAGCUUACCUUGUAUUUGACUUGGUUUGCUUGGGGACAAGCAAACACUUAAGUGUGAGGGAAUUUGAUAACGUUAUAUUUUCACAUGUUUGCACCCUUAUAUCUUAACCAUUUUGGCUCAAUUUUGUUGAUCCUUGGUCUAUUUUACGCUAGGUUGUGCUAUUUUGUCAUAUUUCAGGUCCUAGCGGGUAUACGAAGGUUUAGACGCAAGUUUUAGGUCAUUUGGAGAUCAUUUGGCGAUUCUGGAGAUGAAAUACGGGCAAGCAAGGAGAAAAGCACGACCGUGCUUUUCAUCAUCUUGCCAGUGCUUUUACUGAUGAGAGCCAACCAUGAAGAGUGCUGAAGAAAAGCAAAGCACGGGUAGCCCAUGAGAAAAGCACGAUCGUGCUUAGUUAAACACCGCCAGUGCUUUACCCAGACUUGCCUGUGUUUCUCCCACUUUGCACUAAGUGAAAUGCUCGUUUUGGGCAAAGCACGGUCAAGGGAAAAUCACGACCGUGCUUCUGCCCGUAAUUCGCCCAGAAGGGGAUAUGACUUUUUGAAGCAAAAACAGAGUUCUAGAGAGAAAGUGCGAAGAACAAACCCUAGGAGCUAUUUUGGAGUGGAUUUCUCACCAUUGAAGCCCAAAUUGCAUCCUCAGGAGUGAAGAUCGACACCUAGAGCAGAUUAUUCCCAUCUUUAUGAGUAUGAGUGCUUUGAAUUUUGUUUUCCUCUCUCUUUCUCUAUACGAAGUAGACCUUUCUCUCACUUGGGUAUGAAGAACCCUAGUUCCAUGUGUUAGGGAUUUGAGCUGUAAUGACUUUUGGAUUGAUAUACUGUUUGAUUAUAAUUGAUUGAAGUGUGUUUAUUGAGUCAAUUGAACCCUGAUCAAAUUCUCUUGAUUUCUACUGCAACCUGAGAUAGAUAGAAUCUGAUUAGGUUGUUAGAGCUUCUUCAAUUGAGAGGAGUGGAUUGAUUAUACGAGAGUUAGUCAAUCCAUUGCUUUGUACUGGAAUCCAAUUCCAGUAGUGGAGUUCUGUGUUAACUGCCUUAGCUUUCUACUGGAUUUGAGUUGUAAUGACUUUUGGAUUGAUAUACUGUUUGAUUAUAAUUGAUUGAAGUGUGUUUAUUGAGCCAAUUGAACCCUGAUCAAAUUCUCUUGAUUUCUGCUGCAACCUGAGAUAGAUAGAAUCUGAUUAGGUUGUUAGAGCUUCUUCAGUUGAUAGGAGUGAAUUGAUUAUACGAGAGUUAGUCAAUCCAUUGCUUUGUACUGAAAUCCAAUUCCAGUAGUGGAGUUCUGUGUUAACUGCCUUAGCUUUCUAUCCCGGUGAAGACUAGUCGUCUGCCGAUUAGUCUGUCUAAGAGGACUUGGUCAGCUUAAGAGAUUCCAAGCUACUGUCGGAUCUUCCGAAGUUUAAUCAACAGUAAAUCAACCUAAGGAAAUGACAACUUGGACCUAACUAAGGAGCUAGGGGGACUCAUUCCCGAGUGACUCUUCUCUUGCUUAAGGAAACCGGACAAUUUACUGCUUUUUUCUGCUUUAGUUUAAACUCAUCCUCACUAAACUUUCCCCGCUAGAUAAUAAAUAAUCACGGAGUAGGCAGUACAUUACAUCUAGUCCCUGGCUUGACAUUUAUUACAUGAUUCCACUAUACUACAUAUCCAUUCCGCAAUUACACUUGGUCGCAGUUGGUGUUGUGUUUUAGCAUGUCAGUAUCCAUGGGUUUUUGUGGUAAGAAAUUUACAAUUACAAGUUCCUAUGAAAAUAAAAGUCAAACAUCAAUUUCCCCAUACAAAUUAUCCAUAUAUAAAACACCAGUCUAAAAAAUUCAAACAAAUCACAAAUUGUUCAUACAAAUUGUUCAACAUCAAUAUAGAAAAUUCAAGAAAAAUCAAGCAUGUUGUGUUCAACUUCUAGAAAAUUAAACACACAAUUCUUUAUUUUUCGUUCAUUCCCUUUUUGUUUGUGAGAGAGCAGCAAACCAACAAACAUGAUAUGUUCAACUUCAAUUAUUAAUUUAUCCCUCCAACUUCUUUUGAGAAAAACGGGACAAUACCUUGCUGGUAAGAAAUAAAACACGGUCAACUUUAUGGGAAAAACAGGGAAGGAUUGGGAAGUAGGAUCGGGGAGGAGAGGGGGGUUUUGGGGGAGAGACCAUAAUAGGGAUUGGGGAGGCGGCAAGUGAGUCAUGAGUGUCGUGAGAGUUAGAUUGGGGAAAAUUAGACUUAGGAUAGGGUUUAGGGAGAGUAGGGCAGCGACGGAAUAAGUGUGCACGGGUAUACAUGGGUCGGAUAUCCCUAAACCCAAACCCAACCCUACCCGAUGAACAGUGUACGGGUUUAAACCCAUAUCCGAACCAAUACCAGUUAACACAGGGUUUACCCACAUUGACCGGAUUGGAUCGGAUAGGGUACCCGUGGGUUCGAAUUUGUUGCCAUCCCUAGUCAUAUUUGGCCCUUAAAAAUAACAUGUCUGCUUAGGUUAACUAUUGAAUUAGGUGUAAAUAAAGUAGGUUAAUUGCAUUGCAUGCCACUUUAGUUUUAGUCCGGUUGUAUGUUGCCCGCUUAAGUAAUUUUGGUUGGAACUAAAGCACUCAAGUCUCAUUUUCGUCACAUUGUUGUCUUUUUCGUCCAAAAACUGAAAUGCGGGUAUGAAAAGAUAAUUUAACCAUAUAUGAGGAAAAUCUAACUCAACCUUAAUUGUUGCGUCAUCAAAGUAGAAGCUAAACCUGGAGGAAAAAAAGUCUCAUGUUCUGAUAUUGAAGAUGAGUAUUGCUUCAGACCUGCUCGUCUCAUCCUGCCUCAUUCUUAGCCCUUUCGAUCAUAAUUUGCAUCAAUAUCGGCAUGUGUUGCUUCUCUUUUGACCUUUCUAAAAUUAUAUUUUCAUCACAAAGAAAUUUCAAGACUCCAUCUUUCAAGUGUUUGAACUCAAUUAUUCCUUCUUUUAUAGAUCUCAUUCAUCUAUGAAGUGUUUUCUCUGUAUCUUCUUGUAAAAGAGUUAAAAAUCAACGUUCUUUUUCAAAUAACAUAUGAGAAUGGGUCAACCCGUCUCGCCUUGUACCCGCUCAAAUAUUACUCGACCUAACCUGCAUGUAGUAGUGGCGGACAUGGGUAUUGAAGUAUUGGCCCGCCCUAUUGCCAUCCUUACACACCCGACGUCAUUUUCAUUACGCUACCAUAAGAGCAUCCACAUCAAUGCAAUUGCAAAAUCAAUUGCAUAUGAUUUUCUUAAUGCCAUAUCAAACUUUAUGUAAUCAAACUCAGUCUUAUUUUACUGCACGAGGGUUUAAGUGACUUUAUAAUAAUAAAUCUAGAGAGAGAAAAUAAAUUAUUGUACUAUUAUUUUCCUGUGUGGUUUGAUUAAUUUAUUUCGUUUAAUGAAAAAUUGCAUCUUUGCAAGUGCCCACUAAAUUGAUGCAAUCCCAUUUGCAAUUGCAUAUUGAGUGUCAUGUACGAGCAUCCACGUCAAUGCAAUUGCACAAUAAAUUGCAUAUGUGGUUCUAUAAACAUCUAAUCAAAUUUUGCAAUUCAACUCAUUUGGAUUUCAUUGUCCUAUAUCACUACAAUUCAUUUGCAAUUGCAUAUAAAAAUAUAAUUUAUUUAAAAUAUAUUUUAAUUUAUUUAAAUGACAAAAAAGUCGGACCUGACGCACCAUCCAUCAACGUUGGCAUGGCAAACAGGCUUUCAUUAUAUGAAAGCUUGCAUCAGUUACACCACUUCCCACAUCAAUGAAAUUAAGUUUGCCAUUGCAAACCUCCAAUCCACGUAAGAAUGCAAUUGGGAAAAUAGAGACGAUGGGGAUGCUCUAAGAAAUAAAAUUGAGAAAAUACCAUUGAUGUGGAUGCGCUAAGAAAUCCUAGAUAAUUGUACAUGUGAUUCGGGCUCAUUGUACACUUUUUACCCCCGGUUUGGUUAGUCGUUUGAAGCAUUUUUACUCUAGGAGGUUUGGUUUUAUGCCGGAUUUUGCCUUGUUUUGGUGUUUUUCAUACUUUGGCAGGUGAAACCAACCCCGAAGUCGAAAGUUGGUUGAAAGGCCGAAAAAUCAAUUCAAACGGUGGAAGCAGAAACAAAUAACAGUUUGGGCCGUGUGUUCACGGUCACUACGACCGUGAACUGGAGGCGCUACCCGUGAACAGCCAUGCAUCCAGAGCACAAACACCUUUCACUGGACACAAGUCAGUUCACGGUCGUAAGACCGUGAACUCAGGCCAUUGUCGUGAACUGGUAUUAGUGAUGCGGUGAGUUUCGACUUGAGAUCACGGUCCCGGCUUGAAGUUUACGGCCGUGAACUAAGACCGUGAACUGAGCCCGAUCUGAGUAUAUAAAGGAGGUUGAGCCAAAGAAGAAAAGGGAGAGAGACCUGGUGUGAGAAACUUGUUCUUCUCAGAUUUCUAGAGUGAGAAAGUGACAAACCAAAAAAGAGGAGAAGCUAGGGUUUCAUCUUCAAGCAAGGAUUUAGGAAUUCCUACCCCAAAGGAGGAUCUCUUCAACACAAGUAGCAAGGCUAACAUCUCCUUGAUUUUAUGUAUCAACAUCGCUUAAAGUUUUAAAAUAAAAGCCAAAUACACUUGUAUAGCCAAAACUUUGACAGUUUGGUCAAAUAUAGCCACUUUUAGCGAAAUACCAAAAAUAGCCACUUCCGUCCAAUUGUUUGACGGUGUCAAGUAACAGGCUGACUGGACUAACGAUAUUGCUGAGUUGGCAACCGUUAGUCAAUUAAAAAUGUGAGGUGGAAACUAAAAAUAAAUAUAAAUAAAUAUUUUUUAUUUUCUCUCCAUCUCUCUUCUUCCCCAUCUCUCGAUUCUUCCAUCACCGCUGGAGAUCGCCAUUUACAGAAUCUCCGAACUCGCCAUUAAGAUAGAGGAUGAUACUCGAGCCGAGGGAGAAGGAAAAGAUUCUGCUUCUGUCUUCCACCUCCCAGAGUUCCCGUUCCACCGCCGGUGCUCCCUCGGGUCAAUCAAUCGAAGGGCAUCAAUUUCCUCUCGUCGCUGCAAAUAUGGGUUUCGGAAGAUGGAUCUUGAGAGCGUCAAUUCUGGGUUUCAAUCGAGAAGAUGAAGUCAGGAAAACAGAAGAUGAAGUCUGGCUUUCAAUCGAAGAAGAUGAAAAAAAAAACCACCACCCCGAUCCCCCUUACCUCCUUCGCCCUUCGUCUCCCCCCAACCUUCUACCUCCUCCGCCUUGUACCCCCACCCCCACCUCCUCUGCCAUUCAUCUCCAUCAUCCCUCCGCCCCCAAUCCCUACCACAAUCCCCCUCUGCCUCUUUUGCCCUUCAUCUUCCUCAACCUCGGCCCACAAUCCCACACUUGGUCAGUACUGGAACAAGCCCGACGAACCCGUUUCCUCCGAUGGCAGCGUUGCUUCUGAUAAAACCGAGGAUCUCGGUGCGGGAAUUGAGGCGGUUGUUGAGCUCGAAGAUCUGGGCGAAAAGGAUGGAGGAUCUCACUCGAAUUCCUGGCGGCGGAGGAUGAAUAGUUCCUGGCGACGGCGGCGGCGCAGGGGAAUCGGUGAGAGAUGAAUGGAUGUCGAUGGAUUGGGUGGAUUGAAUUUGGUUUUGUGAAUUGAUGAUUUUUGUUUUGCAGAUUCAUGGUGGGUUUGAAUGAAGGAAUCGAACAGAAAAUGAAAGAGUUUUGGUCGACGACAGGGGAAACAAGGAUGGAGGACGGUGAGGGGAAGCAGGGCAAUUAUUUUGAUUUUUUUUUAUAAAUAAAUUUUUGUUAAUAAAUUAAUUAAAUAUUUUAAAAUAUGACGUGUCAGGUGUAUGUGGCAAGUAUUGGUGAGUUGUCAAUGAUGUGUCAGGUGAGUUGGCAGCCAGAUCAUCGUUCCGUUAAUUUGACUAACGGUGUCAUUGAUGCCGUCAAACUAUGUAACGGAAAUGGCUAUUAUUGUCAUCAAACUUUCAAAUUUCUGGCUAUUAUUGGUAUUUAUCCAAAAAUGGCUAUUAUUGUCACAACUGUCAAAGUUUUGGCUAUACAAGUGUAUUUGGCCUAAAAUAAAAGAGAUAGUUAAUU